Molecule: messenger RNA, 1733 nt
Organism: Vanessa tameamea
Lineage: Eukaryota; Metazoa; Arthropoda; Insecta; Lepidoptera; Nymphalidae
Product: FGGY carbohydrate kinase domain-containing protein
Exons: 4
Coding region: 67-1698 (543 amino acids)
Biological process (GO): pentose metabolic process; carbohydrate phosphorylation
Cellular component (GO): cytoplasm
Molecular function (GO): D-ribulokinase activity
Source: RefSeq, a predicted model, not a curated record
AUUGUAACUUGUAAUAUAUUAAUUCAUUGUAGAAAAAAAAAACUGUGAAGUGAGCUAUCUAAAGAAAUGAAUCUAAAAUAUUUUAUUGGUGUCGAUGUUGGUUCUGGAAGUGUGCGAGCGGCAGUGGUGGAUAAAUCUGGCCACAUAAUAAAGACAGCAGUAAAAAAUUUAAAUACAUGGAAACCAAAAGCUGAUUACUAUGAACAAUCUUCAAACAAUGUGUGGGAAUGUUGUGAAUAUGUUAUAAAGGCUGUAGUAGAAAAUAUUGAUCCAGAAAAUGUAAAAGGUAUAGGAUUUGAUGCAACAUGCUCUCUAGUAGCAUUAGAUAAAAAUGGGAAUCCUAAAGCAGUAAGUGAUUCUUGUAACAAUGAACAAAAUAUUAUAAUGUGGAUGGAUCAUCGUGCACAGGCUGAAGCUGAUUUUAUUAAUAAAACUGGACAUGGAAUACUUGAAUAUGUUGGUGGUAAAGUUAGCUUGGAAAUGGAAAUGCCUAAACUUCUGUGGCUAAAGAAAAAUUUGCCAAACCAGUGGCCUGAAUAUGGCUUCUUCUUUGAUCUUCCUGAUUUCCUUACUUGGAAGGCAACUGGGUCACUAAGUCGUUCAUUGUGUUCAUUGGUAUGUAAAUGGAAUUAUGAAUGUUCAAUUGAUGGAAAACGAGGUUGGAAUAUGGACUUUAUGCGACAAAUUGGUCUUGAUGAUUUAGCUGAUGAAGAUUUUAAGAAACUUGGAAAGAAAGUCUUAAUGCCUGGUGAUUACUGUGGAGGCCUUACAAAUGAAGUAGCUAGAUCACUAAACCUUUUGCCAGGUACACCGGUAGCUACAUCAAUUAUUGAUGCCCAUGCAGGAGGCUUGGGUAUGAUUGGAGCAAAAGGACAAAAUAUUGAUGACAACAUGUCAAGUAGAUUAGGGUUAAUUUGUGGUACAUCUACAUGUCAUAUGGCUGUUAAUACUGAACCAAUUUUGGUCAAAGGGGUCUGGGGUCCUUACUUUAGUGCAAUGGUACCUAAUAUGUGGUUAAAUGAAGGGGGACAAAGUUCAUCGGGAAUGUUAUUGGACUUUGUCAUAGCUAGCCACUCAGCUGGAGCGAAACUUUUAAAUAAUUGCAGUUCAGGAGAUGCAAGAAAUCAUUUAAGAAAAUUGCUGACACAAAUGGCUAACAAUCAAGGUCUCGAAGAUGUAAGCUUGCUGACUAAAGAUUUUCAUGUCUGGCCAGACUUUCAUGGUAAUCGUUCACCUUUAUCUGAUCCUGCAAUGAAAGGCAUGGUUAUUGGAUUAACUAUCAACCAUAGUGAAGAAAAUUUGGCACUGUUGUACCUUGCAACUAUUCAAGCUCUUUCGUAUGGCACAAGACAUAUAAUAGAUGCAUUGCGACAGGCGGGUUAUGCACCAUUCAAAUCCUUACCUGUGUGUGGUGGAAUCACAAAGGACCCUCUAUUUGUUCAGAUACAAGCAGAUUCAGUUGGACUACCUGUAUUGAAACCACAUGAAAAAGAAUCUGUUUUGGUAGGAGCAGCUAUUCUAGGAGCAUGUGCUUCAAGUUAUUUUAACAAUGUGCAGGCUGCGAUUCAAAGUAUGGGUGGAACGGCAGAUGUUGUGAAGCCAAAUCUAAAAAUUAAAUCAUACCAUGAUAAGAAAUACCAAGUUUUUCUCAAAAUGUUUCAAGAUCAAAUACAAUACAGGAGCAUCAUGAAUUGCUAAUAUAGAACGGAUUAUUCGUUAACAGUUACAAAAAA